AUGGACACCGGGAGCCUGGAUCUGUCUCAAAGGAUCCUGGUUUCCGAGUCUGCGCGUUCAUUCCGUCAAGAAGUAAGGGGAAACCAAGCCGAGCCGCAGGCUUGCGAUAGAGACGGUUCUGGCGGUGCGAGAGACGGGGUCCCUCCUGCUGACUAUAUGCCGACGUGCUAUUAUCCUGGGGAGAUCUUCAAGGAGCUGCUGGCGAUAGCUCCCGAGUAUCUGCGCUCUCCGGAUGUGAGCGGUCAGACUUGGGAGAACGUUAUGAAGACGCAAUCAACUCCUAACAGCGUGAAGAGGCUCCUGAGGGAGCGCCGCGGAUUUGGGGUGACUUUCUUGAUUCCUUCGGCGAGCCAAAGGCCUUGGUCGCCGCCAGUUGGGUAUCAAUUCGUCUACGAGUCCUAUUUUCGUGAUGAUACGAAGCUUUGGUUCCCAAUUCCCCGACUAGUCACGGCAUACGCGAGGUGCCGAGAUGCAGCGAAAAGUCAAUUUUUGAACGGUUCGUGGCGUAUUGCAGUUGCUUUGAUGGUUAUGGCUGCCGAGAUCGAUAUCUCGCUGAGCGUUCGUACCUUUGAAGAAUUGACGUCCGUCAGUUCGUUGGAGGAUGGCCUUCUAUCGAUAAAAAUGCGGCCAAGCUACAACGUGAUAGGGGGGCAUCCUAAUAAGACGCUCGAUUGGCAGAGGUCCUAUUUCUUUGUUAAAUGUGAUGAUUCUGCCUUCGAGGACCCUCCAGACGAUGACUACCGUGUCUUGUGGAACACUUUGCUUGCCGACCAUCCGACUUCUCGCGAAUACCCGGAAGAGUUUCUUGCGAACGCUCGUGCUAUCGCGAGACUCGCUCAAGAGCACUGGGAGAACAUUUCUUGGGAGAGGGUUCGCCGUUCGAUCGACCGUAUUUCCAGGAGGGAUUGGGAUUCGAGUUACCUUCCGUCGGUUAACAAGACCAAGAGACGUAUUUCGCUGUUCACCGGUGAAGAGCAGAAGAAAAUCAACGCAGCAAGGAAGAUGAGGGGCCUUCCGGACCUGAGCGCUAUGAUGGCGGGAGAGCUUGGCUUGUCGCAUGCCGAGCCAUUGGUGCCUCCCAACGAGUUGGCGACUGACGACGUGAACCUCGCGAGUUAUGACCAUCGCGAGUCCUCGCUUGGUGUUGUUGCCGCUGCUCCUAAGAAGAAAAAGAGCAAGAAGAGAGCCCAUGACGAGCCGCCUGUCAAUGAUGAUCGCGAGACUCUUACAGAGGGAGGCGAUCGUUCGGAGGGUGCAGAGCCGUCGACGAAGAAGAGAAACGGAAUUGCUUCCCCCUCUGCUCCAUCUGAUCCGACUGACGGGCCCUCUCUCAACUUGGCCCUAGCGGAUGAACCUCGAAGCGUCUCACCCGAGGUUCCGCUUCAGAAGAAAAGGUCGAAGCAAACUGGUGAGCAAGGGACGACCAGGCGCCAAGUUUCCCCCGUUGCUAUUUCAUCGAACCCUGGGACGUCGGUCCCCGGUCCAUCGUCUGGUGGUAUUCCGGUCGUAAGGAAGACUUUGAGAGUCGAGUUUCCUGACCGUGUUUUGUUUGAGUAUGACGGGCCAACUCCUCUCGUCUACGCUCCUCACAAAUGCGCAGAAUUGGUUAGCCAGAUCAACUGCGGCCCAAAGCCCUUUCCGCCGGUCGCUGACCUGAUCUUCAAGGAUGAGUAUGUUGACGCCGCUCGCACCAAGUUUGUGACGGGGUUUCGAACUUCGUCAUCGAGAAAUAUGACUCUGCGCUGA
This is a messenger RNA of Brassica napus (rape), 1746 nucleotides long. RefSeq names its product meiosis-specific protein ASY2-like. The coding region runs from base 1 to 1746 and encodes 581 amino acids. The record is from RefSeq and is a predicted model, not a curated record. The transcript has 5 exons. NCBI's taxonomy places the organism in Eukaryota, Viridiplantae, Streptophyta, Magnoliopsida, Brassicales, Brassicaceae.